AUGGCUAAGGGACCUAUUCCCAGUACCUAUAAUACCGCUACGGAGAAUGGGUUGAGCACCGCUUCACCGGCAGUUUUCCGGAGUGCCGGGUCAGCACAUGUCCUCCGAUCCAGUAGCCAGUUAGACCCAAGACAGCAUCUAGAUGUGCCUGGCAGACUCGAGACGCCAUCAAGUGAGCAGACAACAGGGGAACGAGACUAUCUGAAUACCGACGAAGAGAUCUGUUUCAUGCAGGCCUUCAUAGACGACGUGGCCAGCUGGAUGGACGCUUUAGACAAGGACAAACACUUCGCCACAACGGUGCCCUACCUAGCACUCAAGCUGCCCAUGCUGCUCAACGCAAUGCUAGCCUGCGGGGCCAAACACCUAGCGCUAAUCGGUGCACAAGACGGCGAGAAAGCAGACUAUUACUACGACAUGGCGACGACCCAGCUCAUGCGCAGCCAGCAGAGCCGAGAUCGCGACCUCACAGAGUGCGCGCUGACGGCCGUUGUGCUUAAUGCCUACGAUAUCAUGGGCGACCGGCUCAACCAUCGCCUGGGACACAUCGCAUCCACGCGUGCGCUGAUCCGCGGAUGCGGUUGGGACGCCUCCUCGGCCGGUCUCGGGGCCGCCUGUUUCUGGGUCAAUGUUGGGAUGGAAGUGCUCAGCUGCAUAUCCUUUGGCUGGCCGACGGCUUGGGACCCCGAUCAAUGGGGUCUGGACCUGGAGUUUGCCAUUCUGGGAGGCGUAAGCAGGAGCAGGAGCCGCAGCGUCGCUACCAGCGAUGACAUAUGGAGUGUCCAGGUCGAGAACGGCGGUGCUCGCCAUCCCACCGUCGAGAACAAUCCCGAACAGCUUGGCGACGAGGAACUUUGGGUGCAUCGCAUCUUCUACAUAUUGGCCAAGGUCGCAAACUUCCGCGCCAACGCUCCGCAGUUCCAAGAACCGUCGCCCCAUGACGAGCAGGUGCGCCUGCAGAACCGAUUCGCCGAGUGGAGACGCCUCCAGAACAUGUGCAACGCUUGGAACCUCAACUGCCCCCGGUCGAUGCGUCCAUAUGGAUAUUCACCGGGACCGUCGCCCAAGUCUCUCUUUCCUAACGUGUGGCUCAUAAAACCCUCCGCUAAGCUCGGCAGAGCCUUCUACCACACAGCUAUGUGCCUCCUAGCACAGAUCAACCCCCUCGACCCGCGCGACAGCAGGGAAAACCGGGCCGCACAGCUCCACCACGCGCACCACGUCUGCGGCAUCGUCGCCCAUACCCGCGAUCGCGUCGUCAUGUCGAUCGCCAUCCGCAGCCUAGCCGUUGCUGGCGCCGCGCUAGCUGAUCGUCGUGAGCAGAGCGAGGUGCUCGGCAUCCUGCAGCGGAUCGGCUCGGAAACGGGCUGGCGGCUGGGGAGGAUUGCGGCCGAGCUGAAGAGCGCGUGGGGGUGGGAAGACGCCGUGGGGGCGAGUCCGCCGUCGGCGUCGAGUCUCGGCCAGUUGGCUCCGUUACCUCCUCCGGUUGGGUUGCCGCAGGGCAUGAGUCUGCGGAGCGGGCGAGGCGGUGAAGUACGAGGAAAGAUGGUGAACGACCGGGGCUAG
This is a messenger RNA of Chaetomium strumarium, 1566 nucleotides long. RefSeq lists its product as uncharacterized. Gene Ontology annotation, cellular component: nucleus. The record is from RefSeq and is a predicted model, not a curated record. Gene Ontology annotation, molecular function: transcription cis-regulatory region binding; DNA-binding transcription factor activity. The coding region runs from base 1 to 1566 and encodes 521 amino acids. The transcript has 2 exons. NCBI's taxonomy places the organism in Eukaryota, Fungi, Ascomycota, Sordariomycetes, Sordariales, Chaetomiaceae. Gene Ontology annotation, biological process: positive regulation of transcription by RNA polymerase II.